AUGAGUGGUAUACAGGAUCUAAAAUCCUCCAAUAUAGCACCGUCCGAGAAUCAGCUACAGUUGACACAUAUCCUGAGCUCUGAUCAACCACUACCGAACCAAAAUCAUAUUGAAUCUCAAAAAUCACCAAGGCCGGAAGUAGAUGCAGGAUUGAUACUCGAUGAGGAGCUAAAUAUGUUACUCACAACUUCUCAACCACAACAAGAUAAACUCGAGGGGCACUCUAAAAGUGAACCACAAGAUUUGAACAUGGACAUCAAGGAGCUGUAUAUUGGGAGCUCAAAAACCGUGAGUGGUUCCCAGACCCCAAAUUUGAAACCACUAACGAGCCCAAAGAGCGGAGAAAUAGGACCAUUGAAACAGGACCUAAUACAGGACAAUAGUGCAAACAAAUCCCGGCAUACAACAGAAAAAUUAAAACGAGUGAUUACGCAUCAAGAGCAAGAUGCUGAAGAGCUGGUUUCAAAUUCACGAGUCUCUGCGUACGCUAGGCUAGACUUUGAAAAUAAUGUGUUUUAUGUUCAGACCUUGCAGGUCGUAUUAGGUAGAAAAUCGAAUGACGAAUUUAUACAACAAGAUGUGGAUGUGCACUUGUCAGAAAGGAAAGCAAUUUCGAGAAGACACGCCAAGAUCUUUUACAACUUUGGAACUCAAAGGUUUGAGAUAUCGGUGUUGGGAAAAAAUGGGGCGUUCGUAGAUGAAACAUUUGUUGAAAAGGGUGUUACGAUACCUCUCAUAGAUGGGGUCAAAAUUCAAAUUGGUGAUAUAUCAUUUAGAUUUGUCCUACCUGCACCCCCGAAUGAGACCCUUGAUCAACAAAACGGACCCAAGCAAUUUAAUCCGAGUGAUGCCAUUAAUUUAAAGUCUAAUUUGUUUUCCAAACCCCCUAUGGCAAAGGACUCGCUCAAAAAGCUGCUUGAUUCCGAUAGUCAUCAUGAUAAUAAAUUGUCGUUACGUAAAAAAUCAAUGAGCAGACGAGAUUCUCUUUUGAGAAUAAGGAAAUUAUCCAAUGCAAGAAGGAAAUCGGCUGCGGCCAACGACGAACUAAAUGAAUUGUUGAAAGAUUUGGGAGUUACUUCUAUUGAAAAUAUCAAUGAGGAAGAAUCAGAUUUGCUUGAUGCGCAAAUUCAAAGUCUAUUAAACGAAGAUAGUGAAUUAGGGCUUGGUGAUGGCAUGAUCAGUCUUGCUCGCAUGAACGAAUCUGCCAUUGCAGAUGAUGAUGACGAGUUCGAUUUGGUCAAGGGAAUAGAACAAGACGCAAAAAUGGAGAAAGAAAUUUUGGAAAUUGAUGCCAGCAUAAAUCAACUCAAUCGAGAAAUUGCCGAGUUGGCAUCUCAAGGUGGCAAUGAAAGUCUAAUAAUUGAAAAAGACGAGUUGCGAAAGAGUUUGGAAGAAACGAAAAAACAGAAAAAGGAUCAUAUUUCUCAGCGCAGGUCGUCUUUUGUGAAAAAUGCCGGACCUUUGCGUUCAACCCCUCUUAUGGGCAAGCCUGCCUCCAUCCAGCCAUCUUCAUCUUCCACGCUUUACAACAGGUUUGGUACAUUGGACAAGUCCUUGCCAUUUUUGACAAACUCCGCCAUGCCACAAGCAAUAUUACCAAAAUUGGAAGCACCUGUAUUCUUAAUAACUUCAGAACCAGGAGCUAUUCGAACGCGACCUCCACCGCGUGCCAUUGCUGUGGAAGAUCAUUUACAUCGUGCAUCCUACUAUUAUCCAAAGACUCUAGAGCAACAAUCUCAAUUCCCUAAACCAAAGGGGAAGAAAAUAAUACCUCGAAAAACUCCCAAAAGGGUCUAUUCUAUUGAAGAAAUACCUGAGCAAUACAGGUCGAAGCCAAAUUUGACAUUCACUUCAAUGGCUAGUAAUGUAUUGAGCACGGGAGCUGCUAGCAAUGGACUAACCAUAAAUGAAACCAUCGAAGCGAUCAAGGAAGUAUAUCCUUACUUCAAAUACUGUCAGGAAGGUUGGCAGGCUUCCGUCGCUCAUUGCAUAAAAAACACCAAAAUUUUCAAACGUGUUGUCAAGAGAGGCUACGAAUGGCUUUACACUAUGGACGAGCCGUACAAGAGCGAGAGGGAUUCCGUUAAAUCCAAGCACAAGGAAUACAUGGAUGAGUUGAUGAAAGCUGAAAUUCUCAGGCAGCAGGAAAUACGCCAGAACCAAAGAAUAGGGCAAUAUGAACUCAACAAUAAAUUGUACACAAAUAGAAAUACGCAGCCACCAGUUUCCAGACCCGUUCCUCCAGUUCAAUAUGAUCAUGGCGUGCAAUCAAACAGUGGGCAGGUCAAAGCUUUUCCCCAACUGCCGGUCGCUACUCCUCAGCCCUCUGCAUCGAUAAAUGAUGCUAAAACACAAAAGUCCUUGGACUAUUUGAGAGCUGAAUUGUUCAAAUUGUACAAGUCACGUAAUGUAUCUUAUGAUAAAGUGGCCGCCACUCAGCUUAUCACGAAAGCGUUAGCAACAACAAUAGCCCAAGUGAACAAUAUCGGAGCUAAGGCAGGGUGUGGUGACAACGCGUUGAAUUUUUUGGUUGAAAAAGCCCCACAACAGGUGAGUAAAAUUUUAGACAUUGCUUUGACAAAGUCUAUCAAGGAGCACGAAGGUGGUCUAGCAUCUGCUAGAAGUACACCCUCUAGAAGCAGUCCUGUGCCAGCUCCUUCAUCACUGGGCCAACAGACUUACCAUACUGCUCCUGGAAAUCAGAGCCAGUCAAUUAACCAUCCUAUUACAGGGGCACGACCCCAGAGCUCACCUAUCUUUGAAUCCAACAACUUAUUGCGGCACUCGUCUCCAGAAAGUUCUCUGGGUCAAAAUGCGAAUACACCUUCACACACGACUCCCUUGCAGAAUACAAACUCGCCCCCUAAAGCGGUGGCAGGGCCAAAAACGGAGACCCUGCCUUCUCCUCGUCGACCAGUGAAAUCAACUCCCGACCCACCAUUAUCACGACCACUGUUUGGAAAGCCUCCCAAUUUGGGUAGACCUGGAUCUUAUGCUAGACCUCAAGCUUACGGUAAACCACCGGGGGUAGGAAACAGUCUUUCUCGACCUCCAACAUUCUUAUCAAAUAAACCGUCUUUUCAUUCUGGAGUCAAAAGAGAGACGGAUGCUGAUAAUUACGAUAGCGGCCAGCCGACGAAGGCUGCAAAGACUCAGUAA
This is a messenger RNA of Lodderomyces orthopsilosis Co 90-125, 3159 nucleotides long. RefSeq names its product Fhl1p (gene FHL1). Gene Ontology annotation, molecular function: DNA-binding transcription factor activity; sequence-specific DNA binding; protein binding. Gene Ontology annotation, biological process: regulation of ribosomal protein gene transcription by RNA polymerase II. NCBI's taxonomy places the organism in Eukaryota, Fungi, Ascomycota, Pichiomycetes, Serinales, Debaryomycetaceae. The transcript has a single exon. Gene Ontology annotation, cellular component: nucleus. The coding region runs from base 1 to 3159 and encodes 1052 amino acids. The record is from RefSeq and is a predicted model, not a curated record.